Molecule: messenger RNA, 1081 nt
Organism: Coccinella septempunctata (seven-spotted ladybird)
Lineage: Eukaryota; Metazoa; Arthropoda; Insecta; Coleoptera; Coccinellidae
Product: WD repeat-containing protein 61
Exons: 6
Coding region: 61-1041 (326 amino acids)
Cellular component (GO): Cdc73/Paf1 complex
Molecular function (GO): protein binding
Source: RefSeq, a predicted model, not a curated record
AUUCGAUCUGGAAGAGUUAACCUCACUUUUUUUCAAACAAUUUCAGGAAAUUUGUCAAAAAUGUAUUCCGUUCUAUUAAAAAAAGAAACUGCACAUGAAGAGAGUAUAUGGUGCUGCACUUGGGGCAGGAGGAAAAGCGAAAAGAAGAUUAAAACUAACGAAGGAGGAGAUGAUGAAAAGUCUCGAGACUCGAUAUUGUCGGACGAUGGGGGCCCCACAGACUAUAUUAUCACCGGCGGUGUUGACGACUUGGUAAACGUGUGGCAAUUAGAAGACGACACUCUGAAACUUCAUCAUAAAUUGGAAGGCCACUCUUUGGGCGUAGUUUCUGUAGCCAUAAGCAACAGUGGAAAGUUAUGCGCUUCAAGUUCCUUGGACUCGAGCAUGAGAAUUUGGGAUUUGGAAAGAGGGGAAAAAAUUGCAAAUGUUGAAUGUGGACCUGUUGAUUUGUGGACCGUGACAUUCAGCCCUGACGAUAAGUACAUUGUUUCCGGAUCUCAUGCUGGCAAAAUCACUAUGUAUAGUGUGGAAACGGCAAAAGCAGAACACACUUUUGUUUCAAGAGAAAUUUUUAUCUUGAGCAUAGCGUAUAGUCCUGAUGGAAAAUAUAUAGCCAUCGGAGCCAUAGACGGGAUCAUAGAAAUAUUCGACGUGGCCAAUAGCAAACGGUGCUAUACCUUAGAAGGACACGCUAUGCCAGUGAGAACUCUUUGUUUCUCCCCAGACUCGCAGAUUCUUCUAACCGGAUCCGACGAUGGACAUAUGAAACUAUACGACGUUCAGCAUACCACCGUUGUUGGAACGCUUUCUGGCCACGGCUCCUGGGUAUUGAGUGUGGCCUUUUCACCUGACGGCAAACACUUUGUGUCGGGUAGCGCUGAUAAAACCGUGAAGGUUUGGGACGCAAGUACAAAGCAGUGCAUUCAUACUUUUGCGGAACACACUGAUCAGGUUUGGGGGGUGAAGUUCAGUCCAGAUAGCAGCAAAAUAGUAUCAGUUUCUGAAGAUAGAAAUAUGAUCAUCUAUAGUUGUCCAGUUUGAAAAUAUUCUGCAAUAAAGAAUUUUAAUUUUGUACACAUUA